AUGGUUCAUGUUGAAGAGUCACUACAGAUCCCGAGGGACUUUGAAGGUUUCGGUGAGGAAGGUUUUGAUCCCCAGUGGCCCAAUGGUGCCAGAAUUGCUGUAUCCUUUGUGUUGAACUAUGAAGAGGGAGGUGAACGUAAUGUUCUGGAUGGUGAUCCUUUUUCCGAGCCAUAUCUCUGGGAGAAAGGUGCAUCGGGAGGCUACAAAGAAGGACGCCACGUAAAUGGUGAACAGGACUUCGAGUACGGUAGUCGCGUUGCAUCCUGGAGACUUAUCCGCCUAUUCAAGGAAUUUGGCUGGAGCUUCACUACGUAUGCGGUCGCUUUUGCAUUGAAGCGGAACCCAAAGUUUGCAAAAGCUCUGGUUCGUGAUGGACACGAGAUCGCUUGCCAUGGAUUGCGAUGGCUGGACAUUUGGGAUUACUCGCUUGAAGAGGAAAAGGAGUACAUCAAGCAGAACAUCCUGAUCCUGAAAGAAGUGUCGGGCGAGAUGCCAGUAGGCGCUUAUUAUGGACGUGGCACGCCAAACACCAGGGCAAUCUUUCCAGAGGUUUGGAAAAGCGUUGGGGGCGAGUUUUUGUGGUCUUCCGAAUGUUACAACGACGACGUUCCAUAUUGGAUUGAUCUCCCGUGGGAAAAGGAGCUACCAGAGGACAAACGGGAGGGCAUGCUUAUGAUUCCUUACAACUACGACUGCAAUGACGGCAAGUUUCACAUGUCCCCUGGAUUUGGAAGCUCUGUGGGAGAGACAUAUGAGCAGUACCUCAAAAACACAUUUGAUUGUCUAUAUCGAGAAGGUGGCAGGAUCAUGAACAUCCCACUACACACGCGCAUCAUUGGCAAGCCAGGACGUUCAGAGGCUUUGCGCAAAUUUAUGCAAUAUAUCUCUGGCAAGCCUGGUGUCUGGGUCACUACGAGGAGAGACAUUGCUAAGCACAUGAGGCAGAAGUUUCCAUACAAACCGGAUGGUGCUUGGCAAACUCCUGUGUAA
Molecule: messenger RNA, 990 nt
Organism: Phaeoacremonium minimum UCRPA7
Lineage: Eukaryota; Fungi; Ascomycota; Sordariomycetes; Togniniales; Togniniaceae
Product: putative chitin deacetylase 1 protein
Exons: 3
Coding region: 1-990 (329 amino acids)
Biological process (GO): carbohydrate metabolic process
Molecular function (GO): hydrolase activity, acting on carbon-nitrogen (but not peptide) bonds
Source: RefSeq, a predicted model, not a curated record